Messenger RNA from Oppiella nova, 3230 nucleotides. NCBI's taxonomy places the organism in Eukaryota, Metazoa, Arthropoda, Arachnida, Sarcoptiformes, Oppiidae. The record is from the annotation of a GenBank genome assembly.
AUUCAAUUGAAUGAAUGAAUGUAUAAAUAAAUGUUUCAAUUUGUUGGCCAAUCGUAAUCACAAAUGAGUGCUAAUAUCGUAGAUGUUAUCUAAGAUAGAUCUGCAGAGAUAGUGAUGCCAUGUAUCCCAAGCCUAAAGUCAGUACAUCUCUGGACACAGAACUGGCCGAAGCCCUUAAAACCAAUGACUAUAGCGAUUGCAUCCGAAGACUGGAUCAAUACUAUGGACAGGUGAAGCGCCAACUCUUGCGAUACCAGAGCCCGACGACGGGACUGUUCCCUCGGGUCUCGUGUCAUACAAACGAAGCCCAUAUCAGAGACUCGCUGUACAUCUGUAGCGCCAUUUGGGCCCUCUUUCAGGCCUACACCAAACGCAUCGACGAUGACCGGGGUAAAGGGCAUGAGCUAGGUCAGAGUACUGUCAAGUGUAUGCGAGGCAUACUAUUCGUGUGGAUGAGACAAUCCAAAGACAAAGUGGAGCCCUUUAAGACCAACCAGUGUCCCAAACACGCCCUCCACUCCAAAGUCAAUCUCAACACCGGGUUGUCUCUCAAUGACGACACGUACGGCCACUUGCAGAUAGAUGUGGUCAGUCUGUACCUCCUAUUUCUCGUCCAAAUGAUCACAUCAGGCCUACAGAUCAUCUACACCAUGGAUGAGGUGCAGUUCGUACAGAACCUGGUCUACUAUGUGGAGAGAGCUUAUCGGACGCCGGACUUCGGUAUGUGGGAGAGGGGCAGCAAAUACAACACCGGCACCCCUGAGAUCAAUGCCUCGUCCAUCGGAAUGGCUAAGUCUGCUCUCGAGGCCGUUAACGGAUGCAAUUUGUUUGGCGAAAAGGGCGCCGCUUGGAGUGUCAUAUAUGUAGACAUUGACGCUCACAGUCGUAACCGAAGUAUUUUUGAGACACUUCUGCCACGAGAGUCCAGUUCCAAGAAUACCGACUCAAGUCUGUUACCAACGAUAAGUUGGCCCUCAUUUGCCACACACGACACCUUUCUAUACACUACCACUAAGGAGAAGAUUAUUAAGCAUUUGAAGACUCCCUACGGGUUCAAGAGAUUUAUCAGAGAUGGUUACGGAACUGUUCUCGAGAAAAGAGAGCACAUAUACCAAAACGAAGAGACCAAACAUUUCGAGAAUAUAGAGUGUGUUUGGCCUCUCUUUUGCUGCUUUCUCGUCAUAGAUGGCGUCUUCAAGAAUAUUGAGUCACAAACCAAAUACUAUAAGGACUUACUCUUCAACCAACUGCUAAGAAGAGAUCCCAAUACUGGCGACUACUUAAUACCCAAAUACUAUUAUGUUCCCCCCGAAUAUAUUGACGCCGAGAAGGCAGACCCCGGGUCUACGCCUCGAAUUGCAAGUCAAGAAGGAAGUGAUUCAUCGGUUAUGUAUCUUAUGGGUCAGGCAGUUCUCAUAAUCACUCAGCUUUUGACCGAAGGUUUAUUACAAACCGUAGAAUUAGAUCCUAUCAGACGUUUUAUGCCGAGCUAUGACCGCACCCGAAAAAUUGGUCGUUACUCUGUAUUUCAGGGAACUGCUUCUGAUUUGGUGGUUCAGGUCGUAUUGAUUGCUGAAUCAAUGCGUUUGCAGGCAAUGAUGGCCACGUAUGGAAUACAAACUCAAACACCUCUUGAGGUGGAACCGGUCCAGAUAUGGCCACCAUCUCAGUUGGUUAGAAUCUAUGAGCUUUUAGGUAUAAAUCGGAAACUAGGCCUAAAGGGUAGACCUGCGCGACCUAUCGGUGCUUUAGGAACCAGUAAAUUGUACCGAAUAUUCGGACAGACAGUUCUCUGCUAUCCCCUCACCUUUGAAUUAUCGGACUUCUAUUUGUCUCACGAUAUGGCACUCCUAAUCGACGACAUUAAAAAUGAAUUACAUUUUGUGGGCAAAUACUGGCGAAUGUCUGGUCGGCCGACGGUCUGUAUUCUCAUCCGAGAAGAGCACUUACGAGAUGUGAAUUUCAAGGAAAUGCUCGACCUUUUGGUUGAAUUCAAGAAGGGUUACCUACAGUCAGGUCUUAAGAUUAAAACAGGUCGACUCCAGAACCUAAUCAGCUCUUCGUGUUUCGAACACUUGGAUUUCCUCCACUUAUACCCAUCCGAAGCACUCCCGAAGUUAGAGAGCUUUCGUCAGUUGGAGCACACGAUGGGAAUUGGAUACCAGUCCCUCACUGAUAUUCCCAAAGCCCUUGUGUACAGCGAGUCCACGGAUGUCGAUUUUAAGACUUUAUAUGAGCACCGACCUACUUGGCCAGACAUAAUGGAUGCUCUGAGAACGUGUGACACACUUCACGCUCAGAGUCAACUGUUGGCCAUUCUGUACACCAGAGAGGGUCACAACUUCGCUCUUCCCGACGGCACGACAGUCAGCGAACGCUUAGAGCGGCUGUUGAGACAGGCCGGAGCUCUGCGGCACUGGUCUGUCGUCCGGUACUGCAGUUCUAUAUUACAAAAACUAGUCGACUCUAUCUCUCCAUACAUUACACAAAUACUAGUGAGCGGUAAACAGAUAACAGUGGGAACGUAUGGCCAUAAGGAGGUGGCUAUCGAUCACCCGCGCACUCCCAAAGAGAUCCGCCAAUUGCUAUAUCAGGUGAUUAGUGAGCCAUACGGUGUUGUUCUUCAGCAGGAGAUCAUUCUAUACGUGGGACGACUCAUAUCGACGACUCCACACUUGUUCGAUGGAAUCGUUAAGAUAAGAGUCGGUUCCUUUGUAGAGGCCAUGAAAUACUACCUGAGCUUCAAGAAUGAGAAGCAAACAAAGUUGGAGUCAUUGGCUCCGAGUCAGGUGCGACGGGUUCUCUAUAAAGUUCUCACGGAUACAGACCUUGAACCCAGAGAAAGACGACUUAUUGAGGGUUCAUUGGGUCGGGUGCCCCAACACUUCUAUGACAAAGUGUGGGUUGUAUUGGGGCGCACACACGCCGGACUCACAGUAGCCGGUCAGCACAUGGCAUCCGGGCCUACCAUUACAAUGAUGUCUCAAAAUGAGCUCAAUUUCAUGACUAAAGUGGAGAAUUUCUUGUGCCAAAUCUCAGCCCCGGAAUACAGACAAAUCGUUGUCGAGCUAAUCAAAGGUGCGGUGAAUCGCUAUAAUACGGACAGAGAGGAGAUGAUAGGAAUCAACGAGUUUUACAGUGAAUCCAAGAACCAGACGUCUGCUUAUAUGGCGCGUACAGUUCUGGACAGUUUGCUCCACCACUCAGCCCCUGAUUGCAAAAUCAGUUGA